This is a messenger RNA of Pogoniulus pusillus (Red-fronted tinkerbird), 4008 nucleotides long. It is a transcript of the gene CDC27, whose product is annotated as cell division cycle 27. Gene Ontology annotation, cellular component: anaphase-promoting complex; cytoplasm. Gene Ontology annotation, molecular function: protein binding. NCBI's taxonomy places the organism in Eukaryota, Metazoa, Chordata, Aves, Piciformes, Lybiidae. Gene Ontology annotation, biological process: metaphase/anaphase transition of mitotic cell cycle; anaphase-promoting complex-dependent catabolic process; cell division. The transcript is spliced from 19 exons. Bases 154 to 2664 code for a protein of 836 amino acids. The record is from RefSeq and is a predicted model, not a curated record.
CCCCGCCGCCUGCCCCGGUAACGGUCGCUGGGAGUUUAAAUGAGCAGGGGCCGGGCCGCGCCGCGCCGUCGCCGAGACACGCACUGAGGCGGGGCCGGGGCCGCCCCGCUCCGGGCUCGGCGAGAGGAGGAGGUGGAGGCCGGCGAGAGCAGGAUGACGGUGCUGCAGGAACCCGUCCAGGCUGCUAUAUGGCAAGCGCUUAACCACUAUGCUUACCGCGAUGCAGUGUUCCUUGCAGAGAGGCUGUAUGCAGAAGUACACUCAGAAGAAGCCCUGUUUUUGCUGGCAACAUGUUACUACCGCUCAGGAAAGGCCUACAAAGCAUAUAGGCUCCUAAAGGGACACAGCUGUACUACCCCACAGUGUAAAUACCUGCUUGCAAAAUGUUGUGUGGACCUCAGCAAGCUUGCAGAAGGAGAGCAGAUCUUAUCUGGUGGAGUCUUGAACAAACAGAAAAGCCAUGAUGACAUUGUUAUGGAGUUUGGUGACUCUGCAUGCUUUACCCUCUCCUUACUGGGACAUGUCUACUGCAAGACAGACCGGCUUGCCAAAGGAUCAGAAUGUUACCAAAAGAGCCUUAGUUUAAAUCCUUUCCUCUGGUCCCCCUUUGAAUCGCUGUGUGAGAUUGGUGAAAAACCAGACCCUGACCAAACAUUUAAACUAACAUCUUUACAGAACUUCAGCAGCUGUCUGCCCAACACUUGCACAACGUUGGUGUCUAAUCACAACAUAUCCCACAGGCAGCCUGAGACCGUCCUGAUGGAAACGCCACAAGACACAAUUGAGUUGAACAGAAUCAACUUAGAAUCAUCCAAUUCAAAAUACUCCUCCUUGAACACAGACUCUUCAGUGUCUUACAUUGACCCAGCUGUGAUCUCACCAGACUCCCUUGGGUCAGGAACUGCCAUGUUUUCAAAACCGCCUCAGAACAAACCAAAAACUGGGCGCAGUCUACUGGGAGGCCCUGCAGCUCUGACCCCACUAACGCCGAGCUUUGGAAUUUUGCCACUAGAUACCCCGAGCCCCGGAGACGGAUCCUAUUUACAAAACUACACAAACUCUUCUUCUGUAAUUGAUGUGCCAGCCACAGGAGCACCUUCAAAGAAGAAACUUUGUCUUAUGCAGGCUGUCAGCAGGAUCAGCCAAGCUGGAACUAAGUCUGUCUUCUCACAGAGCGGAAACAGCCGGGAGGUCACUCCAAUCUUUGCACAAACACAGAGCUCUGGACCACAGACAAGUACAACACCUCAGGUAUUGAGCCCAACAAUUGCUGCUCCACCAAACGCACUGCCUCGAAGAAGCUCCCGUCUGUUUACUAGUGAUAGCUCCACAACAAAGGAGAACAGCAAAAAAUUAAAAAUGAAGUUUCCGCCGAAGAUUCCAAACAGAAAAACAAAAAGUAAAACAAAUAAGGGAGGAAUAACUCAGCCAAACAUAAAUGACAGUUUGGAUAUCACCAAACUGGACUCUUCCAUCAUUUCAGAAGGGAAAAUUUCCACUGUUACACCACAGAUCCAGGCUUUCACUCUACAGAAAGCAGCAGCAGAAGGUUUGAUGAGCCUCCUGCGUGACAUGGGCAAAGGUUAUUUAGCCUUGUGUUCAUACAACUGCAAAGAGGCUAUCAGCAUCUUAAGCCAUUUGCCGUCCCACCACUACAACACCGGCUGGGUGCUGUGCCAGAUUGGGAGAGCCUACUUUGAGCUGGCAGAGUACAUGCAGGCUGAGAGGAUAUUCUCAGAAGUAAGGAGGAUUGAAAACUACAGAGUGGAAGGCAUGGAGAUCUACUCGACCACGCUGUGGCACCUGCAGAAAGAUGUUGCCCUUUCAGUUCUUUCCAAGGAUUUGACAGACCUGGACAAAAACUCACCUGAGGCCUGGUGUGCUGCAGGAAACUGUUUCAGCUUGCAGCGGGAGCAUGACAUUGCCAUCAAGUUCUUCCAGAGAGCCAUUCAGGUUGAUCCCAACUAUGCUUAUGCCUAUACCUUGCUGGGGCAUGAAUUUGUGUUAACGGAAGAACUAGACAAAGCUUUAGCUUGUUUCAGAAAUGCAAUCAGAGUCAACCCCAGGCACUACAAUGCAUGGUACGGGUUGGGAAUGAUUUAUUACAAGCAGGAGAAAUUCAGCCUAGCAGAAAUGCAUUUCCAGAAAGCACUUGAUAUCAACCCUCAGAGCUCAGUUUUACUGUGUCACAUUGGAGUGGUCCAGCAUGCACUGAAAAAAUCUGAAAAGGCUUUGGAUACUUUAAACAAAGCCAUCAACAUCGACCCCAAGAACCCACUAUGCAAAUUCCACAGAGCUUCUGUAUUGUUUGCAAAUGAGAAGUACAAGUCUGCUUUACAAGAACUUGAAGAACUGAAACAGAUUGUUCCCAAAGAGUCUCUUGUUUACUUUUUAAUAGGAAAGGUCUAUAAAAAACUGGGUCAAACACAUUUGGCCCUAAUGAAUUUCUCAUGGGCAAUGGACUUAGAUCCUAAGGGAGCCAAUAACCAGAUCAAAGAGGCCAUUGAUAAACGCUACCUGCCAGAUGAUGAGGAGCCAAUAACUCAAGAAGAGCAAAUCAGUGAAUGUUAUCCCUAUGAAUCAGGUCACAUGGAUUUCUUUUGUUGGUGGUGGUCCUCUGCCCUGUGUGCUUUUAAUACUGCAAAUUGGUCCUGUACCCCCUGAAGUUAUCAAGAGUUUUUUCUUUCCCUGCUGUUGUACUUGAGCCAACUUGGAGCCCUGGGGACUGAGCAGGCUUCUGACCAGAAGAUGGAGACAAAGCACUGGAAAUGCUGAGCAGCACCUAAGCAGUGCCAAAAAAAAGCUGGCCCCCAAAGGCCCAGCCAAGACACCAGAGCUGGCCCCCAAAAGCCCAGCCAAAUAAACCCAACUGAAAAGGGCAAGAACCAACAAUUGAAUCUGUCUGGUAAAUGUAAACCAAAGAACACAACCUCAGGCUGUCAGCAGUUCCCUUUCAUGGGAUCAGAGAAGCGUUUGGGUCUCAGACACUUCCAGGGAUGAAGCAUCCACAGCUUCUCUGGGCAGCCUGUUUCGGUGCCUUGCUGUAAAGCUCUUCUGCUUGCUGUCCAACCAAAUCUCUGCUCCACUUUCAAGCCAUUGCCCCUUGUCCUGUCGCUACAAGCCAUUACUCAGUCCCUCCCCAGCUCUCCUGUAGCCCCCUUUAGGUACUGGAAGGCCACUGGAAUGUAGGAGAACCUUCCACUGGACCAUGUUGCUCAAGGUCCUGUGUAACCUGAGCUUGACCAGCUAUGGGGGGGAGGCAAAUCAAGUGGUCACAAUGCAUUGGGUAACUGUUGGGAGCAUUCCAACCAGCUGGUGUGUUUUGAAGGAGUUGGGAUGGUUAAAUUGCUCCUUUGGCAGCUUUGGAACCCUCCAGAUCAAUCCUUACUGAAGCAAUUGUUGGAGAUUUCAGAUGCUUAGCAGAAGGUCUUGGAGCAAAACUGGAAGUGAGUAGAUUCAGAUUGGAUGUCAGGAAGAAGUUCUUCACCAUGAGGGUGCUGAGACGCUGGAACAGGUUGCCCAGGAAGGUAGUGGAAGCCUCAUCCCUGAAAGUCUUUAAGGUCAGGCUGGAUGUGGCUGUGAGCAACCUGAUAUAGUGCGAGGUGUCCCUGCCCAUGGCAGGGAGGUUGCAGCUGGGAUGAUCUUUGAGGUCCUUUCCAGCCCUGACAACUGUGUGAUCCUAUGAAAUCCUGGGGGCUCUGGAACUCUGGACAAGGCUGCUCUGUCUGCUGGUCUUGAACAGAGCACCAGUCUGGAGACAUCCUCCAGCUUGCUUAGCACAGGUUCCUUCCUGUCCUGACAGCUGUAUGGUUCUAGGGUGGCUCAGCAGUGUUCGUUGUGUGCUUUGUGUGAGUUCCCGAAGGAAUUCAUUUAGGCUUCAUCAAGCCAGCAGGGCUCAGAGUGUUGGGAGGAGCAGUCCAGGUGGCUUUAGAGCGUUCAGAAGGAGACCCCGAGCAGGUUGCUGGAGUUGGUGUGGAGUGGAACCUCGGUGGUGUUUGACUGCUUUGU